Messenger RNA from Mastomys coucha (southern multimammate mouse), 2026 nucleotides. It is a transcript of the gene Lhfpl4, whose product is annotated as LHFPL tetraspan subfamily member 4. Gene Ontology annotation, biological process: gamma-aminobutyric acid receptor clustering; sensory perception of sound. Lineage: Eukaryota; Metazoa; Chordata; Mammalia; Rodentia; Muridae. Gene Ontology annotation, molecular function: GABA receptor binding. The record is from RefSeq and is a predicted model, not a curated record. The transcript has 4 exons. Gene Ontology annotation, cellular component: inhibitory synapse; postsynaptic membrane; plasma membrane. The coding region runs from base 310 to 1053 and encodes 247 amino acids.
CUUCCAUUCCUCUCAGUUCUUUACGCCCGCGCGGGAACGCGCCCCGGCCGCGCCGCGCCAGUGCACGGGAGCGCGCGCCUCGGCGCGGGAGCGCGUCCCGGGGAGAGCCCGAGCAAGAUGGAGGCCGCGCAGAGGACGCCGCCUGGGCCAAGGCAACCACUGCCAGGAGCAUCGAGCCCCGGAGCUUGAGCCCUGCCGGUUCCGGAUCAGCCGUCCCGACUCGGCCCAGCUCCCGCCCCGCGGCCCGGUGGUCAGUCCUGGGCCGGCGGCCCCUGUCAGCCGCUGCCGCCGGCCCCGCCCCCGGGCACCAUGCUGCCCUCGCAGGAAGCUUCCAAGCUCUACCAUGAGCACUACAUGCGGAACUCGCGGGCCAUCGGCGUGCUGUGGGCCAUCUUCACCAUCUGCUUCGCCAUCAUCAACGUGGUGGUCUUCAUCCAGCCCUACUGGGUAGGCGACAGCGUGAGCACUCCCAAGCCUGGCUACUUCGGCCUCUUCCACUACUGCGUGGGCAGCGGGCUAGCGGGCCGCGAGCUCACCUGCCGGGGCUCUUUCACCGACUUCAGCACCAUCCCGUCCAGCGCCUUCAAGGCGGCCGCCUUCUUCGUGUUGCUUUCCAUGGUGCUGAUUCUCGGCUGCAUCACCUGCUUCGCUCUUUUCUUCUUCUGCAACACCGCCACUGUCUACAAGAUCUGCGCCUGGAUGCAGCUCCUGGCAGCCCUGUGCCUCGUCUUGGGUUGCAUGAUCUUCCCUGAUGGCUGGGAUGCUGAGACCAUCCGGGACAUGUGCGGGGCCAAGACGGGGAAGUACUCCCUGGGGGACUGUUCGGUGCGCUGGGCGUACAUUCUGGCCAUCAUCGGCAUCCUCAACGCGCUCAUCCUGUCCUUCCUCGCCUUCGUGCUGGGCAACCGGCAGACGGACCUGCUGCAGGAGGAACUCAAACAGGAGAACAAAGAUUUUGUGGGCACUACAGUAAGUUCCGUGCUGCGGCCAGGAGGUGAUGUGUCUGGCUGGGGAGUCCUACCAUGCCCUGUUGCUCACACACAGGGACCCUGAGAGCCGGGAUUAUAGCCUAGGAGUUGGCCUGACCUCAGCAUAUCCAGUCUGCUGCCCUCUCAUUCCUGCGUUUAAGCUCCAGACCCAAAUCUCGAACUGGCUGCCCACGGACCUCUGGGCUCUGAAGAGAGGCAGGAGCUGGGUGGCAGCCUGGCAGAAGGCAGAGCCCUUGAGAUCCUGAGAGCCCGAGUCUGGCCCUGCCUCCAUUGGACCUAGUGGAGCCUGGGUCUCCCUCUCCAGGUCCUUCGGUUUCCUUCUUUCCUGUGUAGACUAGCUGGGGGUCCCUGAGGAUCCCCAGGGAAAGGAGGCUCUGCAGCGCAAGCUCCUUGGACCCCCUCAAUCUGGAGGGCUGCCUGCUGCUCCUUGCCCGUCAGUCCUGAUCGCCUAAAGAGACUUACUCACAACACUGCCCCAGGAGGGCCAGACUCUUUCCUACUUUAUUUUUAUUUGCUGAUGAUGGUCCCACCACAUCUGCCACAAAGCUCCAGGUGCCACCAGCCCCACCUCCCCAACGGGGCCUCCUCUGCCUCCCUCAUUCAAGCCUGCACCCAGCUCUCAAAGGAAUCUGAGCCGUGCUGAGGGAGAAAGGAUAGGGUCUCUCUUCCUGCUGCUGGUAGCCCCUCAUCACCUCAGAGUCUGAGGGAGCAACGUGGGCUCUAGAGGCUGUGGGUAGAGGCAGCUAGUUGCAGCAGCUGGAGUUUGCCAACAUCCCAGCCUGGGGCUGGCCUGGCCUCUUCCCUGCUGGGAUAUCUCACUGGUGACUGGCUCCUCGAGCCUGGCCUGUUUUGUACAGCAUAGACUUCUCAGGCCCAUUGUCAGGGUUGGUGGCUGUGGAGAGGGGGCACAGAGGUGGGGAUUUAGAGGUUGCCCCUCUCCCUCUCAUGCUUCCUACACCCUGGACAUCCUGCCAAGGGCAGAGACUGUCUUGCGUCUUUGAUACUUUUCUGCCUAACUUGAACUUGCAGGUCACCUC